Molecule: messenger RNA, 912 nt
Organism: Lepisosteus oculatus (spotted gar)
Lineage: Eukaryota; Metazoa; Chordata; Actinopteri; Semionotiformes; Lepisosteidae
Source: RefSeq, a predicted model, not a curated record
AUGAUGUUAAAAUCCCGGAUCACUCAUUGUAAAAGCAAUGCCCUGCACUUCCAGCAGAACUUUCUUUGUGCUGGUGCCAGGAUGAGAACAGUUGUCCCGGGGGCAGGUGAGCAUCCCCUGCAGUACAACUACACCUUCUGGUACUCACGGCGCACCCCAGGCCGCCCCACCAGCUCUCAGAGCUACGAGCAGAACAUCAAACAGAUCGGGAGCUUCGCUUCGGUGGAGCAGUUCUGGCGGUUUUACAGCCAUAUGGUUCGACCUGGUGACUUAACAGGCCAUAGCGACUUCCAUCUCUUCAAAGAAGGCAUCAAACCUAUGUGGGAGGAUGAUGCCAACAAGAGCGGGGGUAAGUGGAUCAUUCGGUUGCGGAAGGGCCUGGCAUCACGAUGCUGGGAGAACCUGAUUCUGGCCAUGCUUGGGGAGCAGUUCAUGGUGGGGGAGGAGAUCUGUGGUGCCGUUGUCUCUGUGCGGUUUCAGGAGGAUAUUAUCUCCAUUUGGAAUAAGACAGCUAGUGAUCAGGCCACCACAGCACGUAUAAGAGACACCCUACGUAGAGUCCUCAAUCUGCCACCAAACACCAUCAUGGAGUACAAGACUCACACAGACAGCAUCAAGGCAUGGGAAGAAUUCCAUGGGCUUGUGAACACCAGUGGUGGCCGUUGACCAUGAAUCCUGUGUUUGACAACCCAGUAGAGACUGUUGAGGCUUUUCAGAAAACGCAAGUAGCCAUGUGGAUGGUGAUGCUUUUCCUCAAGAAGUCAGAGAAGUUGCAGGGUGAAGGAUUCCUGGACUUGAAUCAUUGCUCAGCAGAGAAGUGACAGAAAAGGGCAAGGCCUACUUCUGACAGCUUGUGGCCACACAUCCACAUACGGUUCAGCCAUGUAUCUCUGGUUACAUGCUAAAUGGAAU